CGCUCUACUCGCCGGGAAGGCGGCGCCGGCGGCGGCUGCUCUCGCUGCGCCCGCUCCCGCGCGCUGCCUCCCGCCGCGGGUGGGCUCCGCAGCCCCCUGCCGGCAGCCGCGACCCCGCGCCUCUCCCCGGCGGGAGGCUGACCGGCGCGCGUGGCUCCCUUCUCCCAGCCGCGGCUCUCCGGUGGAGCUGGCUCGGGCACCCAACUUUGCCAUCUCUGCUGCGGUCCCCGCUCAGUUCGAGCCUGCCCCCUCGCCGGCCGGCCGCGAGCCCGGGGACCGUGCGCCUGGCGGCCCCGCGCGUGCCCCCAGCCCGGAGCGCCGCGGGUAGGGGGCGGCGGCGGCUGCCUCGACUUCUCUCGCCCGCUCUGAAGCUUGUCCGGCCGGAAGCUGAGGACGCUCAGGGCGCCCAGGCGCUGGAUGCCCGAGCGCGCCCUGCACCUGCGUUGGCGUGUGAGAGUUGGGCUGGCGUGCCCAUGCGGCCGUGGCGUCUCCGUGUGAUUCAUGACUGAAGAAGCGUGGCCCCCACCGUGUCUCUCCUUGGUAAGGACGACGUCUGCUCGGGAAGUAAGGCGUCCAGAUGGUUUCUAGGUCGAGGCCCUUUUCACACAUGAGGGGAGGACCAGCCUCCGGCUAGAAGACGAGCACCCCGUGUCGGAGACCCGCUGCGCACCAUGAAGGGAGCCUGCAUGGUCGCCUGGCUGCUCUCGAGCCUGGGGGUGUGGAGACUCGCCCAGCCCGAGCCCCGGGACGCCGCGCGGUGCCAGAGGGCUGAGCACCCGGUCAUCUCCUACAAAGAAAUUGGCCCCUGGUUGCGCGAGUUCAGAGCGAAGAAUGCUGUGGAUUUCUCGCAGUUAACAUUUGAUCCAGGACAGAAAGAACUUGUUGUAGGAGCAAGAAACUACCUCUUCAGGUUGCAACUGGAAGACCUGUCUCUGAUCCAGGCCGUGGAGUGGGAGUGUGACGAAGCUACCAGGAAGGCCUGUUACAGCAAGGGCAAGUCGCAGGAGGAAUGUCAGAACUACAUCCGGGUGCUUUUGGUGGGCGGCGACCGGUUGUUCACCUGUGGGACCAACGCUUUCACACCUGUCUGCACCAGCCGCUCGUUGAGUAACCUGACGGAGAUCCACGACCAGAUCAGUGGCAUGGCCCGCUGUCCCUACAGCCCCCAGCACAACUCCACGGCGCUGCUCACGGCCAACGGGGAGCUGUACGCUGCCACGGCCAUGGACUUCCCGGGACGCGAUCCCGCCAUUUACCGAAGCCUGGGCGUUUUGCCACCUCUCCGUACGGCGCAGUACAACUCCAAGUGGCUCAAUGGAACAGCAUCGCUGCCUCGGCCGUGUGCAUCUUCAACCUCAGCGCCAUCUCGCAGGCUUUCAACGGGCCCUUCAAGUACCAGGAGAACUCCCGCUCUGCCUGGCUGCCUUAUCCCAACCCCAACCCCAACUUCCAGUGCGGCACCGUGGACCAGGGCCUGUACGUGAACCUGACCGAGAGGAACCUGCAGGACGCUCAGAAGUUCAUUCUCAUGCACGAAGUGGUGCAGCCGGUGACCACCGUGCCGGCCUUCAUGGAGGACAACAGCCGCUUCUCCCACGUGGCCGUCGACGUGGUGCAGGGCAGAGACACCCUUGUCCACAUCAUGUAUCUGGCCACAGACUACGGCACCAUCAAGAAAGUGCGGGCGCCGCUCAAUCAGAGUUCGGGCAGCUGCUUGCUGGAGGAGAUCGAGCUGUUCCCGGAGAGGCGGCAGGAGCACAUUCGGAGCCUGCAGAUCCUGCACAGCCAGAGCGUGCUGUUCGUGGGCCUGCGCGAGCACGUGGCCAAGGUGCCCCUGAAGCGGUGCCAGUUCUACCGCACGCGCAGCACCUGCAUAGGGGCCCAGGAUCCUUACUGCGGCUGGGACGUGGCGAUGAAGAAAUGCACAAGUCUCGAGGAGAGCCUGAGCAUGACGCAGUGGGAGCAGAGCACCUCGGCCUGCCCGACCAGGAACCUCACCGUGGAUGGACACUUUGGCGCGUGGUCCUCGUGGAUGCCCUGCACACACACGGACGGCGGUGCUGUCGGACCCUGCCUGUGUCGGUCCCGUGCCUGCGACAGCCCGGCCCCGCAGUGUGGCGGCUGGCCCUGCGAGGGCCCCAGCGUGGAAAUCGCCAACUGCUCCAGGAACGGCGGCUGGACCCCCUGGACCUCGUGGUCGCCCUGCAGCACCAGCUGUGGGAUUGGCUUCCAGGUGCGGCAGCGGUCCUGCAGCAACCCCACUCCCCGGCACGGGGGCCGCGUGUGCGUGGGACAGAACCGCGAGGAAAGAUACUGCAACGAGCAUCUGCUGUGCCCCCCCCACAUGUUCUGGACGGGCUGGGGUCCUUGGGAACGGUGCACAGCCCAGUGCGGGGGCGGCAUACAAGCACGUCGCAGGACCUGCGAGAACGGGCCCGACUGCGCAGGCUGCAGCGUGGAGUACCAGCCUUGUAACACCAACGCAUGCCCCGAGCUGAAGAAGACCACCCCCUGGACCCCCUGGACCCCUGUCAACAUCUCUGAUAAUGGCGGCCACUACGAGCAGCGCUUCCGGUACACGUGCAAAGCCCGCCUGCCCGACCCCAACUUGCUGGAAGUGGGGAGACAGAGGAUUGAAAUGCGAUACUGCUCCAGUGAUGGGACCAGCGGCUGCUCCACAGACGGGCUCUCUGGCGAUUUCCUGCGUGCUGGGAGGUACUCUGCCCACACUGUCAACGGCGCGUGGUCAGCCUGGACGUCGUGGUCACAGUGCAGCCGGGACUGCAGCAGGGGCAUUCGGAACCGGAAGCGUGUGUGCAACAACCCUGAGCCCAAGUAUGGGGGGAUGCCUUGCCUAGGCCCAUCCCUGGAAUACCAGGAGUGCAACAUUUUGCCCUGUCCAGUGGACGGCAUGUGGUCCUGCUGGUCCUCCUGGUCACAGUGCUCAGCAACGUGCGGCGGCGGACACUACAUGAGGACCCGGUCGUGCACAAACCCAGCCCCUGCCUACGGAGGAGACAUCUGCCUGGGGCUGCACACCGAAGAGGCCCUCUGCAACACACAGCCCUGCCCAGAGAGCUGGUCCGAGUGGUCAGACUGGACCAUGUGCGAUGCGUCCGGAAUCCAGAUCCGCGCCCGCCAGUGCAUCCUCCUAUUCCCCGUGGGCAGCCAGUGUUCGGGAAAUGCUACUGAGAGCCGGCCAUGCGUUUUUGACUCCAAUUUCAUCCCAGAAGUAUCUGUGGCUAGAUCCAGCAGCGUAGAAGAGAAAAGAUGUGGAGAGUUCAACAUGUUCCACAUGAUCGCCGUGGGGCUGAGCAGCUCCAUCCUCGGCUGCCUCCUCACCCUGCUCGUCUACACCUACUGCCAGCGCUACCAGCAGCAGUCCCACGACGCCACCGUCAUCCACCCAGUCUCCCCUGCCCCUCUCAACACCAGCAUCACCAACCACAUCAACAAACUGGACAAGUAUGACUCGGUGGAAGCCAUCAAGGCAUUCAACAAAAACAACUUGAUCCUAGAGGAAAGAAACAAGUACUUCAACCCCCAUCUCACUGGGAAGACCUACUCUAAUGCCUACUUUACAGAUCUCAACAAUUAUGAUGAGUACUAAUAGCUCUUAUAUUUUUGGCUUCUUGUAAAUCCCCAGUUCCUAAAGGCCUGUGCUCCAUGACUGCCCCUAAUCCUGAGGCUUCAGAGAUGAAGUCUGGAUACAUUUCAAGUAUGUUUCCAGCCACAAGUGUCCCAUUGUUACCAAAAAUACGCAUCCUCACCAGCUAUGACGUCAUGAAAGUCUGGUCUGCUGCUGGCUGAGCCAUGGUAUGCAGUAUUUUCUUGUGUUUGCCCAUUUCUCCAAACAACUCCAUGGUUUCCUUGGGCUUUGUUUUUGUUCCAGAGAUGGGGAGGGAUCUUAUGAAAUGCAAUUGUCCUCUUGCUUUUGAGUGUAAACCUUCAUGAUUUUUUAGUUCAAGAAAAUAGGCACUUUAUCUGAGAGCCCCCUUCCCUCCACCAGGGCCAUGGUGUUUGAGUCAAUGAAGACAGUGUGGCCCAACAGUUCUUUCCCAGGGAGCUCCCAUUCCCCCCACUGGGACAGUACUGUGGAUUCUUGGAAGCAUUUGCAUUUGGACUUGGAAUGAUUCUGGUCCGGGAAGCCCAGAGUUUCCACCGGACCUGCACCUGCGGAGGUGAAGGUCACCUGUGAGGCCUGCACCUUGGUCUGGAGGCAGUGCCGGUGCCUUCAUGGAGGAGGUGUGUGUGCAGAGCAGAGGUGCAGCCCCACUGCGACACAGCCGUGCUCUGCCUCACGGCGACUGUGGAUUUCGUGGCAUUCAUGUGAGCUCCUUGCCAGGAACCUCACCUGUCUGGGCUAUAGUGGCGUCCCGAAGAGCCAGUCUGCAAAAUAACCGCUUCAAUACAUCCUUGCCGCCCAUCUCCCUGCAAAGAAAAACCGUGCACAUUUGUGACACCAACGAGGGAAACUAUCCCAGUACCGAACUAGAACCGAACAUUAAUUCUCCGAGCUAUGGAAAGUAUGAAAGAACUGACAUUUCAUGAGAAGCAGUGUUUUGUUUUCCAUCUCCCGGAUGUAAUUCAUGUGUGGCAAUCAGCCCCUUCCAAGAGCAUUAAUGAGACAUGAACCUGGCUCUCUGGAGCCUGUUGUUUUCCACACUGAAGCUGCCCUAGUGCCACGGGGCCACUUGCUGCCUCCAGGCCAGGGGCGGAGUCUGCUUAGCUCUGGUGCCUUUUCCUUUAUCUCAGUGCUGCCUUCCUGCCCAUCCAGUCCCUCCCAACCCCACCUGCUGUCCACCCAAUCUGUCCAACCCCACUUCUCCCUGCAAGGAGGCCAGAGAAGUUCAAGACACACCUAAGAAGCUGCAGAUGCUGAAGUUGAGGUUUUUAAUGGUCCCAGAGGUCUCAGCCUUGAACCUUAAUCAGCAUUUCAGGCGUUGUGAGACCAUUCAGAGAGGCCUUCAGAACAAAAGACAAAUUACUCCCAAACAACUGGUACUCAGCAAAUAGACAUUUGGUCCAAUAAUUAUCAAAAGCGAGAAUGAGAUUGUAAGUGUUCCCAUGAUGCCUCUGGGCUCUGAUAGAGGCCUGGGGAAUCACCAAAACCACGUCCUGACCGGUUUGGCACCUGCAGUCCUGCCAACACAUGUAGUGGGAGCACUGAGGAGUGCAGGAUUCUGUCAGCAUUUGUGUUUUCACCCUGUUCCAUUAAAAAAAAAUCAGAAAGUGCUGGAAAAAUCCUGUCCCCAAUGAAUAGUUCAACAUUUACCCAAAUUUGCAGAAAGGACUCUUUAAAGAUUAAAACGGCAGGUGGGGUGUGGGAGGCAGAUGGCUGGCACGCAGCGUCUCCGUGUCCGCCUCCUGCAAGGCUUACUCACAGUGGAAGCCACCUCUGCCACGUCCACGGACUCCCGGGCCACGUUUGGUGGCCAAGGCUCGGCAGCUGCCUUCCUCCUGGUUCCUGGGCUGGACUUCGCAUGCUUCAGCCCCUUUCUUUCCUAGAGGAAGAAACAUCCUCACCGUGUACUGCAUUUGAGCUGUUGUAGAAAUUACGCCCCCACCCCCAGCAUUCUGUAAGUGAAAAGGUCGUUUUGUUUCCUCUGGGAAAGGAUAGCGUCACGGGACUUGGUAGGAAAUGCUGGCUAAGGAUCUCACGCAGUGUUUGCAGUGAGUGGGGCACUCAACCCCAGCGCAGAAUUGCCUCAUGAUGACAACAGGGGCCUCACCUGUGUUUGUGCUCCAACACUGUGUUCAAACGGGAAUUGUUUCUCUUUAUCUCACAGCAUAGCAGUUCGUUUAGAAUAAUUUCAUGUAUGCUCCACGUGGGUUACUUAGCUUAACAGCAUGACUUCUGUUUUCCACUGCAAAGCUUUCACUCCCACGCAUCUGCUUCAUACUGCAGACUUCCUGGCACACGAACCCUCCUGUGGUGGGACCACAGGGGCUCCUGGGGGAAACCGUGGUCAGAUCGGGUUCAUGGGGGCUCUCCCAGUGAGCUCCAUGAUGGGCUCAGCCACAGGACGCCCCCCUCCAGAGAAGCCUACCUACAAAGCAGGGGCUUUCCUGCUUGUAUGGGACCUGUGAGUCCCAUUUAGCGUUUCUGAGUUUCUGUAUUCCCUCUCUCUUUCUGCACAAGCAACACAAGGAGACACUAAUAUUUUUAGGCUGCACCUCUUGGAACCUGAUUUAACCUGAAUAGAGUUGACCUUUGGUUUCCAUCAGGGAGCCUUCUUCCUUUGUAGAUGUCAGUGCCUCCCAGUUUCUCCAGUGCUUGUUCCGCCAUCAGUCCUGUAGGAAGAGCAGAAUUCUACCUGUGGACACUGCACGGCCUCCCCAAGGGCUCCAGGGACAAGAAUCUGGAUGGGGGGGGGGUUGCUUUAUGCCUCCUGAAUGAAAUUCAGUGAACUCCAGGAAACUGAGGGCACUAGAACUGGCUGGGUGGAAAAGCCACAGUCCGCAGACUCCCUUCUCACUCCAGGACAUCUCUGUGUCACUGCCCCUUCAAAACAAGGCACUGAAAUUCCCCUGCUGCCGGAGGUUUCAAAACCUGCUCCAGUAGACAACGAAAAGCAUUAACAUGGGCCAGAGUAAACCAGGGCUUCGUGUGUGUGCGUGUGCGUGUGCGUGCGUGUGCGUGUGCGUGUGGGAUUCCAAAGGCAGUGAAGAGCAGGCACAGUGAACGGGCUGAGGGCAUCUUUGCCCUGGAGAAGCCUCUGUCCUUAGGAAGCACUGGAGUAAACACAGAGUCUGGGCUGGACGAUACCAGAGAGAAGAAAAUGGGUGAAAUGGCCAGAUAAGCAGGUGACUUGACAAAGUGGUCACGCCUAAGCAAGUGGGGUGUGGGGGGCAGGGGCACAGGCCAUCACCCUCAUGCCCUGUCCUCUGAGCCUGACCCUUGGACUCUUCCAGCAUACAAGACUUGUAGCCAAGGGUGUUCUUAUUUCCUUAUUUUUCUGCCAAAAUAAAAAUCACGGGAGUCAAAACCUAUUUGAGUAGUUACAUCAGAGUCUUCGGCAGAACUAUCAGGUCUCACAUUCAAAAUCUUGGACAAAGCUCGGGGGUGUCCCUGGCCCGAAGAUCCCACCUAAGGGGAUAAAUUAUAAUUGAAGAUCAAAAGAAGUUUUACCUUAAGACUAGAUCAGUUCUACACGAGCUAAUUGUUUCGUCUGAACACAGCUUGUUUGAAUUUACAGAGGUCUUUAUGCUGCUUUACUUGGUCUUCGUUUUUCUUGGUUUUAGAAUAAAUCAUCAGUGUUUCCCCAACACUGCCAGGCUCCUUUUUCCUCAACACUGCUCCAGGGAAAGCAGCCGUCUUUAGCCUCAGUGCGUCCUUUACCCAUCAGUGGGGCUUGGCUUUGAGGAGUUUAGGGUGACUCCAUUGAGUUUCUCCCAAAGGGGCUAUCCAGAGCCACAGAGACCGAUGUUUGGUACCACAAGGUGCAUGUGAGAACAGCCAUUUUCCAAGUGACAGGACUGUGCCUAGGUCUCAGAGCCUCAACAACCGACUCCCAUGGAGAUAUCAGAUUAAAAUGCUAACUUUAAACCAACUCACUGGCAAAACCUUUGCCAUUCUCUUUCACAGACAGCAUUGGUCACGCCCAGCUGCUUCCGUCAUCCUCACUUCCUCACUGCGCCGUGACACACCAGGAAAUUUACGCUGGCUUUUCAGUAUUCAGUUACCUAGGGUGCUCUGAACUCAGACACUAAAAGCCAUUCUGAGCACUUUACGUCUUUGGACAACGGUGUGAGAGGGGAGACUGUAAAGUAACGCUCACUUUGACCCAAAAAAGGCACAAAGUAGAAUGCCAGGCACAACACAGUACCAUGUAAGAUAAAAUAUUUAGAAACCAGGGCCAGUAUGGACUUCAUGUCUGAUUUUCUUCUCCUGAUGCCACUGAUUUAAAGAUGUUUUGUAACUACAAAUACUGAGCCAAGGAAUUCCGGUUAUCUCCAGAUAACCUAAUAAAAAUAUUUUACUUUAAUCUUUCUUUUCUCUUUUGGAAAUUGCAAAGUAAAAAAAAAGAUGAAACAUGCGAUUAUUGGUAGUGAUUAAAAAAUGAUUACGGAAUUACAUUAAAGAGGCAUCAUAUAUAUUUUUAGGCAGAUGGGUGAAAAUUUUGCUCAGUGGUCACAUUUCAAAAAAUAUCAGGAGUGGAGACCUGUUCUCUUUGAAAAUGCAGUUCCCACUGCAACAUCACUUAUGCCAGAUGCAGAGCCUGACACAAAGCGGACAGUCCCCAGUAAAGCUGCCUCCUACAGUCUUUUAGAAAGACCAUAUUCUCCCUUAGAAGUCAGCCAAGCUUCUACUCAGAGUCAAUGCCAUUCUUGCUCAAGAAAACCUAUUGUACUGUUGAUACAAAGAACGUAACUAGUCUAGGACACUUUGAGAGCUGGAAGGAGAAAAUCGCCUGGUGGCAUUUCUUACACUAAAUCACAGGUCAGGAAAGGAAACGUAUGCCACCUCUUCAUCUUUAGUCAGAAAUGCGAGGCCAGCAGUUCAGAUACUAUCCUUUCCCUUCUCAGCUUUCUGACAACUUAGUGCCAAAGUGGCCCAAAUGUUAGCUGGAUUAUAGGAAUAAAAUAGUUUAAAUGUUAGGUAAGUAUGUGGGGACUUCAAAAUUUUUACAGAAAAAUAGAAUGCAAAGAUAACGCACAUGUUCCAUGAGCUAUCUGAAGUGCCUAGUGCAAGUAGAAAUUUGGAGAAAUCUAUCCUUUUGUUGCAAAAAAGAACAUUGUUAGCUUCCCUCCAUGUGAAUGUGAAUGGUUUAGUUUCCUGCACAAGUCCCCCGUGUCUUGCCGAAGAUGAUGCUGUACCAUUUCACCUGAGUAUUACCAAGUCCAAUUAAAGUCGGAGGAUUGAUUGGCUACACUCUAAAGAAAAGUGUUCUGUUUGCCUCUCUGAACUCAGGAAUCACCAAAAAGCACACCACCUUCACAUGUGACUUUGCCCCCACGGGGGACCUAGCUAUGGAUCAGGUGCACAGGUGUGUUUAGAAUUGACGUUAGGCCAGUCUCAGCCUUCCAGAAAUGCAUCACUCUAGUUCCUACAUCUUCCACAAAAUACCCUCAAGUUCCGUAUUAAGAACCACUGUAGAAGUUAGAGAGUUUUGUUUCUGUUUCCCUUCAGGCAAGUCCAUAGGCAGAGAAAUGACACAUGGCAGGUAUGGUGAGUGUGGGAGGAGAACCACCAAAAUCACCUUAUUUUAACCUUCAGAAGUCAGUGUCAAAACUUGAAUUGCUCCACAAGUUCGCAAAAGGUGUUGAUCUUAAUGUGGGCUGGAAAUACAGCAGUGUGUUCUCUGGAAAAGCCAACUGCCUUUCCCUUAUGACUAUGGGAUGAAAUCAAGCUUCAACCUCCACACCUGGAAAGCACAGUAUGACCCUUCUGCCCAUGCACCUAGACCAGCCAUGAGACUGUCACCUGUGGUCCAAUGAUUUCUCAAAACCAUGUAGCAAACUUUGCGUCAUGCCACUCGAAACCACUUUUGAUGUUAUGAAAUGUUAUAUGCCUCAUUCUGUGUUUAUUUGCUGUUGCUUGUUUUGUGAUACAAAAUAAACUUAUUUGGGAUUGUU
Oryctolagus cuniculus (rabbit) is the source of this 9579-nucleotide messenger RNA. Lineage: Eukaryota; Metazoa; Chordata; Mammalia; Lagomorpha; Leporidae. The record is from RefSeq and is a predicted model, not a curated record.